AUGAUACCCAAAAACCCUUCACUCCUCCUCCUCCUCAUCGGAGCCCUUUGGGCCUCCCUUUUCAUCACCAUCACCACCACUCCAGCCCUAGCUCAACCGCCGUUCCCUCCCUUCCCGCCGCCGCGGCCGGCCCCACCAAACCCUAGACUCCUCAACGCCUACAUAGCCCUCACCGCGUGGAAAAAAGCCAUCACCUCCGACCCCAAAAACUUCACCUCCAACUGGUACGGCCCAAAUGUUUGCAACUACACGGGCGUCUACUGCUCCCCGGCCCUCGACGACCCCAAAACCCUAACCGUCGCCGGAAUCGACCUCAACCACGCCGACAUCUCCGGCCACCUCCCCGACCACCUCGGCCUCCUCACCGACCUCGCCCUCUUCCACGUCAACUCCAACCGAUUCGCCGGAACCCUGCCCUACACGUUCCGCUACCUCAAGCUCCUCUUCGAGCUCGACGUCAGCAACAACCUCCUCGCCGGCGAGUUCCCCUCCGUCGUCCUCGACCUCCCUUCUCUCAAGUUCCUCGACAUUCGUUUCAACCGGUUCUAUGGAAACGUCCCGUCGAAGCUCUUCGACGUGCCGCUCGACGCGAUGUUUAUCAACGACAACAGGUUCGCGUCUUCGCUCCCGCCGAACUUCGGGAACUCGCCGGCGUCGGUGAUUGUCAUGGCGAACAACAACUUCGGCGGGUCGUGUAUCCCCGCGAGUUUGACCAAGAUGGGGUCCACGCUGACCCAGAUCGUUUUGUUAAAUAUGGGCCUGAAGGGGUGCUUGCAGCCCAAUUUGGGGGAGUUGGGCCUGGUGAAGGUUUUUGACGUCAGCUUUAAUGAGCUGGUGGGCCCGCUUCCGGAGUCGAUGACUAGGAUGAGGAAGUUGGAACAGCUGGAUGUGGGACACAACAGGCUGUCGGGGGAGAUACCGGCCGGGAUUUGCGCGCUGCCGCAGUUGGUGAAUUUUACGUACUCGUAUAAUUUCUUCGAGAAGGUGUCGCCGGUUUGUCUGAGGUUGCCGGCGAGGGAUGAUCGGCGGAAUUGUUUGCCGAACCGGCCGUUGCAGAGGUCGGCUGGGGAGUGUAAGGCGGUUAAUGCUUAUCCUGUUGUUUGUAGCUCUUUCGGAUGCGUGCCUCCCAGCCCCCCGCCGCCUCCACCUCCACCGCCGCCGCCGCCGCCUCCAUCUCCACCUCCGCCAUCGCCACCACCUCCAUCACCGCCACCACCAUCACCGCCUCCUCCACCGCCACCAUCGCCACCUCCACCAUCACCGCCUCCACCAUCGCCGCCACCUCCACCGCCGCCAUCACCACCUCCGCCUCCACCGCCAUCGCCGCCACCUCCACCGCCGCCAUCGCCACCUCCGCCUCCACCGCCAUCGCCGCCUCCACCAUCGCAUCACUACGAGUACCCUUGGCCUUGA
Linum tenue is the source of this 1413-nucleotide messenger RNA. Lineage: Eukaryota; Viridiplantae; Streptophyta; Magnoliopsida; Malpighiales; Linaceae. The record is from the annotation of a GenBank genome assembly.